Messenger RNA from Telopea speciosissima, 726 nucleotides. RefSeq lists its product as uncharacterized. Gene Ontology annotation, molecular function: RNA binding; RNA methyltransferase activity. NCBI's taxonomy places the organism in Eukaryota, Viridiplantae, Streptophyta, Magnoliopsida, Proteales, Proteaceae. The coding region runs from base 22 to 681 and encodes 219 amino acids. Gene Ontology annotation, biological process: RNA processing. The transcript has 4 exons. The record is from RefSeq and is a predicted model, not a curated record.
GGGUUGUGAGUAUCGGGCAAGAUGGCGGCAAGAUGGGAGAGCAGGGUGGUCGUGCACAACAUAGCGAAGAGACACAACGUGGGAACAAUGGCUCGAAGCGCGACGGCAUUCGGGGUGUCGGAGUUGAUACUUGUGGGCCGCCGAGACUUCAAUGCCUUCGGGAGCCAUGGCUCUACUUCUCAUCUCCGCUUCCGUCAUUUUCACUCCCUCUCCGAAGCUCGCGUUUACCUUAAGGAGAAAGAUUGUGAUAUUUGUGGUGUAGAGAUUACUGAUGGAGCUGUUGCUGUGAAUCAGCAUCCUUUCAGAAAAAGCACUGCUUUCCUGCUUGGCAACGAGGGGACCGGCCUUUCCGCCAAGGAAUGUGAGAUAUGCGAUUUCUUUGUUUACAUCCCACAAUAUGGAUGUGGUACCGCAUCCCUCAACGUCACUGUAGCAACUUCCAUUAUCCUCCACCAUUUUGGAGUUUGGGCGGGCUUCCCUGAGAGAGAACGUGAUGGUAACAAGUUUGUCGUUGCUGAUAGGCCUAUAAAACAGAUGAGAAGAAACUACUGCUCAGAAACAGAUGAGUCUGUUAUCGAGGAGCGAAAAACUAGAAGGGAAAAUACUUCUGUUGGUUUCUUUGAUUCGAGUGGAACUGAUGGUUCAACAUCAAACCUUUUAGAUACAUUAUUUGGUAGUUAGUGAUGAAAGAAAAGCAUUGAUCACCUGUACACAAUGCCAGAGUAC